AUGCCGAAGGAUCCUACCAAACCGAAAAAACCUACGAAGGCCCAGAAGGUCAAGGCCAACAUUGAUAUAGAAGUCGAGUUCUUCGUUCAAGCGGCUCACUUACGAAACAAGAUCACCCUAGAGAAGCAGAGCGCGUUGGUCUCCACCGGCACCAGAGUCAGCGAACGGGGAGAGUGGAGUACUGAGCAGAGGUUGUUUCUCGAUGGUCAUGCUCCUGACCUCACUAAGCGUAUGCCGGACAAGAACUACACCAACUUCUGGUCGCCGAUAUACGCGAAGUUUCAUACCAACUGGUCCGAACAGCAGUUUCUCUUUCCAGAACUCCCCAAGGACGCUAUUCUUACCAAAUUUCAAGAAGCUGCUCUGAAUCGAGGUGUUGAACUUCGGCGCAAUCAAAUCUACAACCAUAUUCGCUGGCUUGCUCGGAAUGCCUUGGCAUCCAAACCUCGCGCUGUACUAGCAGGCAGCACUGCUAGGCAUCUCAACAGGAUGAUUAAACAGAACAGCCGCGUCAGCAAAGACUGGGAGAUGUUCUGGAGGCUCAAGCGCCCGGAUCUCGAAGUCGAUUUGCAAGCACGUCUCGACGCUCUGGGUCAUAAACCGAGUGGCGCUGAGAUCUUGGCAGCUAGCAAGGCAGCAGCCGAAAAGGGUCUUGCAUCGGCGUCUGCGGAGCUUCUUCAGGAGAUCGCGGAGAACAAGGCGAAGCAGAAGGAGAUACUCACAGGUGAGCUACCAGAUAAUGACCCCCUCUUCGUCGAGAUGGUCAGAUCCAACGUACGAACGAUCGUACCAUCACUGCAAGCUAUCUUAGACUAUAUUUCCUCAACAACCGUGGGUGGAGAAUCAAAGGGCGUCUGCUUCUCUCUUGUUGUAGGCUGCUAUGACCCUGUCACUGGGGAGCCGUCGGUUGGCAACGUUCACGUUGGCCUGGACCCUCUUGGUCAGAGCUUCGAACAUAUUUCGCCGGAGUGGAAGCAGAUGCGGGAGGCCUACAAGGUAUUCAUGAAGACUGCUGCACCCCCGUUCAAGGGCCCGAUAGUCAUCCCUGAAAACAUAGGCGAUGACGUAGACGAGGGGGAGGAGGACAGCGAAGGCGCGACAGGGGAAUGUGGAAGCGCCGUGCUCUCUCUUCACGAGGAUGGUCUUUAUAAGAUGGACGUCGCAGAAGAUCCUUUGCCCGGCUCUGCCGUUGCGGGUGGUGUACCAGACAAUGUUGGCGCAUCAGUCGUCAUCGGUGCACCGGUGAAUGUUGGUGCACCAGACUCCUUCGGAGGAUCAGACAGCGCUAGUUCAGACGGCGCUGGUGCACCGGAGAAUGUUCGUGCACCAGACUCCUUCGGAGGAUCAGACGGCGCUGGUUCAGACGGCGCUGGUGCACCGUGGAACGUCGUUGCAUCAGAUGGCGUUGGUGCGUCGAAUGCCUUUUGUGGGUCAGAGAUCACUGUAUCACCUGGUGUCUUCGGCGGAUCGCAUGCUGUUAGUGCACCAGAAUAUGCGAGCGUGCCGGAUGCUCUUGGUGCACCAAACGCUGUUGGUGCACCAGACUCCACACAGUCCGGAGACCUUGCGGAAUUGGCUAUGUUCAACAUGAGGAACCACCAUCAAGGCCAAGCUAAUGCUAUGAACGACGUUGAUAUGGUCUACGACUCGACCUUCGAUACGUUGCCCAACGACGCCUCCGACUUGCAAAACACUCAGGGUGUCUACGACAUCUUUGGUUUCGACACAUCGGACAUCUGGCAGUGGCAGUCCAGUCAAACAACCGGUCAAGAGAAUUCCUUGGGAAAUGUCGGCCCCACGUCCCACCUAGCUUCGAACGCCAUUGUCCCCGAUCCUUUUCAAGAAUUUUCCGGCUACGCCUCAUCUCAAUAUCCGGUCUCACAUGAGCGGGGUACAGUGUGCCAAAACGACUUCGUGCCGUAUAACACACCUCAGAAUCAGUCUCUUGCCUUCAACGUAGCUGCGGCGCCGGCUUCAUUCAACAUAUCCCAGAACACUCCUCCUGUCUUAAACUCGCCUGUCGGCUCUGGUGUGCCAUCGACGCCUAACUCAUAUUUCCAUGGCAUGACAUCCUCGACCUACGCCUCGUCCAAUGGCCCACUUUAUGGUGGAUCGUCUCAGGCCGGCGUCUUGCCUGGUUCUUCACUUUCUGGAGCUCAAUAUCUUGCCAACACUAACGUCUCCAGUCCAACCCCCGGUGCACUUGCUUCAUCUAGUGCACCGCUAGGCACGCUUUCUUCUCCUCACACUUUGCCCUCUACAGCACAGGCAACAUAUAGUCCGCCAUCGCCAUCCCCUCCGGUGGUGCCUGAACAUCGGAAUCUUGACACUUUUGUUACACUCCUGAACGGCGUUCAAAUGCGUUCAGCCAAUCUUCCUUCUGCGGCACCUUCUGCUGUCUCGCCUAUAGCAUCCCCCGUGGCAUUCACACCAGUAUCUUCGGCGUUGCAUGUACUGCCAUCGGAUGCCAACACUCCCCCCAGCACCGGCCAAGCCUCCGUCGCCAACGUUCAUCUACAGCAGCAGGCGUUUUCUCUGGCCUCUGUCCCGCACCCCGCGUCCUCCCCACCUGCAGCCGAUGUUCCUACGCAGCGGCUGGUGUCUUCUCCACACCCCAUGAUACAGACACCAGGGACGGAGACACAGCAUCUUCCCGAUAUCUCCAACGUAGGAUUGGCACCGAGUCGUCCGCAACGCAACCGUAAUAAGGAAUACAACCCCAGAAAGGCUGAUCAAGCGAUCGGCGGCCCGUGCAUUACAGCUGAUAAGGAGAACAUUAAGCCAGACCCUCCGUGUCCGAAGAAGAGGAGUCGUGCCCAAAAAAUUUCAAGCGGGUGA
Molecule: messenger RNA, 2838 nt
Organism: Coniophora puteana RWD-64-598 SS2
Lineage: Eukaryota; Fungi; Basidiomycota; Agaricomycetes; Boletales; Coniophoraceae
Exons: 10
Coding region: 1-2838 (945 amino acids)
Source: RefSeq, a predicted model, not a curated record